AUGGCGAAAAACUUCAAUAUCCUCGUCCUACCUGGCGAUGGCAUCGGCCCCGAGGUCAUGGCCGAAGCCGUUAAGGUUCUCAAGGUCUUUGAGACCCCCCAACGCAAGUUUGAAUUGCGCCAGGAGUUGAUUGGUGGUUGCAGUAUUGAUGCCCAUGGCAAGUCUGUGACCGAAGAAGUCAAGCAGGCAGCUCUAGACUCAGAUGCAGUGCUCUUCGCCGCUGUUGGAGGUCCGAAAUGGGACAACCAACGUCGUGGUCUUGAUGGGCCUGAGGGAGGCCUACUCCAACUGCGCAAGGCCAUGGAUAUCUAUGCAAACCUACGCCCGUGCUCAUCUACCUCGCCCAGCGCCUCCAUCGCCAAGGAGUUCAGCCCAUUCAAGCACGAUGUUAUCGAAGGGGUUGAUUUUGUUGUUGUACGGGAGAACUGUGGAGGUGCCUAUUUUGGCCGCAAGGUCGAAGAAGAAACAUACGCAAUGGACGAAUGGGGCUACUCCGAAGCCGAGAUCCAACGAGUUACCCGUCUAUCCGCUGAGGUGGCACUGCGACACAAUCCCCCUUGGCCUUUGAUCUCACUAGACAAGGCAAAUGUACUAGCUUCUUCGCGACUCUGGCGCCGGGUAGUGGACAAGACCAUGGCAGCUGAAUACCCGCAAGUGAAAUUGGUACACCAGCUGGCAGACUCCGCAUCACUGAUCCUAGCAACGAACCCGCGGUCCUUAAAUGGCGUUAUCCUGGCUGACAACACCUUUGGCGACAUGAUCUCCGACCAAGCUGGGUCUAUUGUGGGUACGUUGGGUGUGUUGCCAAGUGCCAGUCUCAACGGUCUGCCUGGUGAUAAGACGUUGAAGACACGACCUUACGGGCUGUAUGAGCCCACACACGGAUCUGCUCCGACAAUUGCGGGACAAAACAUUGCCAAUCCAGUUGCAAUGAUCCUCUGCGUUGCGCUUAUGUUCCGAUACUCUUUAGGCAUGGAAGAUGAGGCUCGACGUGUAGAGGAUGCGGUGCGCAAGGUGCUGGACUCAGGGAUUCGGACGCCUGACCUUGGGGGUAAGGCUGGGACUAGAGAAGUUGGCGAUGCAAUUGUAUCUGCACUAUAG
Messenger RNA from Penicillium crustosum, 1101 nucleotides. RefSeq names its product 3-isopropylmalate dehydrogenase. NCBI's taxonomy places the organism in Eukaryota, Fungi, Ascomycota, Eurotiomycetes, Eurotiales, Aspergillaceae. Bases 1 to 1101 code for a protein of 366 amino acids. Gene Ontology annotation, biological process: L-leucine biosynthetic process. Gene Ontology annotation, cellular component: cytosol. The transcript is spliced from 3 exons. The record is from RefSeq and is a predicted model, not a curated record. Gene Ontology annotation, molecular function: NAD binding; magnesium ion binding; 3-isopropylmalate dehydrogenase activity.